AUGAAGUUCUCCCAUUCUCUCCAGUUCAAUUCGGUCCCUGACUGGGCCGAUAAAUAUAUCGCCUACUCCAACCUCAAGAAGGCUAUCUACAUUAUGGAAAAGGAGCUUCCUUCUGUUCCCAACGCGCCUUAUUCGGAUCUAGAGAACGAAUCUUCCCGUUUGCUGUCCAAUGCAGAGACUAGCGAAACCGAUCCUACCUUUCUUUCGCUGCUCGAUAAAGAGCUGGACAAGAUCGUGCAGUUUUAUCUGCAGAAGGACGCCGAGCUGAGGCGUGAUUUGCAGCAGCUCAAGGAUGAUGUCGAUAGCACCGAGAAUCAAGACUUUGACGAUGAUUCCGAUUAUGGGGUGAGCGAUGAAGAUGAGGAUGAUGAGCAUCUCAUGGAUACCGUGCGGACUGGUAAGGCUAGUUCAAAUCGUAGACCUAGUAUUGAGGACCUUUUCAAUCAGCCUCGGAAGUAUAACGAGGCGGCACGCGAGCAACAGCGUAUGCGGGAGGGUGACGGUCCCUCACCAACUCGUAAAGAUAGCCGUGCUACUACCCAUGACGGUACGAACCCAACUCGUCCAGCGAACAACCGCAACCGAUCUAGUCAGCUGCUUGACUCGUCCGUCGCUGAUCCCUCGGAAGCUGGCGACACUUCAGGGUCGGCCAGGCGAACUCGUUCAAGCUCGAACGCUAGUCAAUCGGGUAAAGCUCGUUGGGCUAGUAUUUUGCGUAAGAAACCUACCCGUCGUAGGUCCCUUGGUCUCAUGCUCGCCACCACCAACAACAACGACAACAACAACGCGAACCAAGAUCCGACUAGUAGUCAAGAUCGUCUUGCCCCUGCAUCCUCUGACCCGGGAGACUCUAGCUUUGGCGAUGACGGUAAAACCAUGUCCAUCUGGACCGCCGAAAACGACUAUGCGAUCGAUAUGCGCAUUACCUUCAAAAAGCGCAUCACAGACAUCUUUGUCGCCAUGUCCGAACUCAAACAGUUUGUCUCGCUCAACGAGACCGGUAUGCGUAAAAUCCUCAAGAAGUAUGAUAAGAUCACCAAAUCCAACCUCAAAGAUCGAUACCUCAACGAGAGCCUUGGCACUCAAGAGCCAUUUACUGCCGAGACGAAGAAAAACUUGGAUGAGUGUAUCGAUAGGCUGAUUCAGCUGUAUGCGAAGGUGGUCACCGCGGGAGAUGUUGGUGCAGCAAGGAUGCAGUUAAAGACGCAUUUGAGGGAGCAGGUUGUUUGGCAGAGGAAUACCGUUUGGAGGGAGAUGAUUGGGAUUGAGAGAAGGGCGCAGGGUGCGGCGUUGGAGAGAACGGUGAUGGGUGGGGGGAAGAGAGAUGAGUAUGAAGCCAAGAAACCGGUUAGGUUUAGAACGCCUUGUGGAAGUGUUGGUCUACCGGCUUGGUUGAGUAUGAGUACGGUUCAUUUGAUUAUUGCCUUUACGGCAUUGGUGGCCUUGUUGAAGGCGCCCAGGUUGAGCUUCUUUAAUAGAGUGGAGGAGCAGAAUUGUUUGGCCAUGUUGGUGUUUUGUACCAUUCUUUGGGCGACCGAAGUGAUUCCGUUGUUCGUCACCUCGCUUAUGGUUCCUCUCCUCGUCGUAACUCUUAGGGUUGCAAGAACGGAUGAUCUCAAGGACAGGAGGAUGACGGCUCCUGAAACCACCAAAUGGAUCUUCUCCCAGAUGUUCGCUCCUAACAUGUGCCUUCUCCUCGGAGGCUUCACUCUCGCCGCGGCACUAUCCAAGUACGGAAUCGACAAGAUCCUCGCAACCAAAAUCCUUCGUCUCGCUGGCACCCGUCCCUCGAUCGUCCUCCUAGCUCACAUGGGGGUUGCAUGUUUCGCCUCAAUGUGGAUCAGCAACGUCGCUGCACCCGUCCUGAUGUAUUCUCUCAUCCAACCUAUCCUCCGCACUCUACCCUCCAAAUCCCCUUACGCAUCAAGUCUCAUCAUGGGCAUUGCACUCGCCUCGAACAUCGGUGGACAAACAUCGCCCAUUGCUUCCCCUCAAAACCUUAUCGCUCUUCAGUAUAUGAAACAGCCCGUCGGCUGGUUGCAGUGGUUUGCAGUGACAAUCCCCGUUUCUGGACUGUCGCUGGUGGUGAUCUGGUUGAUUUUACUAUGGUCGUACGGCGCUGGUAAGGGAACGACGAUUAAAAAGUUGGGCGAGAGUCGGGAUAGCUUUACAAAGAUUCAAUGGUUCAUCUCUGCAGUGGCGAUAAGUACAAUUUGCCUAUGGUGUUUAGAGAAGAACUUUGAGAAUCUGGUGGGGGAUAUGGGCAUUAUUGCUAUCAUUCCGAUGGUGUUGUUCUUUGGGACGGGCAUCUUGACCAAGGAGGAUUUCAACACUUUUUUGUGGACCGUCGUGUUUUUGGCUAUGGGAGGUAUUGCACUUGGAAAAGCCGUAACCUCAUCCGGUCUUCUAGAGUCUCUGGAUGAUCUUAUUCAGGAGAUGGUAAAAGAACUUGCACUAUGGCAAAUCUUGAUUGCUUUGCUAAGCAUCGGAUUGGUGGUUGCAACCUUCAUCUCGCACACCAUUGCAGCGGUGUUGUUGGUUCCCAUUGCAGCACAAGUAGGAGAGAGUCUGCAAACUCCGCAUCCGAGACUGCUUAUCAUGGCUACAACUCUGGUUGCCAGUGCUGCUAUGGGGUUGCCUGUUUCCGGAUACCCGAAUCAAAUUGCCGUUUCGAUGGAGGAUGAUUUGGGAGAUAGGUAUGUUACCGUGAAGGACUUUUUAAGGGUAGGAUUGCCAGCAAGUGUCGUUGCGACCCUAAUUGUGGGCAGUGUGGGAGUGGUGAUCAUGUACACUUUGCAGUUCUAA
Molecule: messenger RNA, 2805 nt
Organism: Ustilago hordei
Lineage: Eukaryota; Fungi; Basidiomycota; Ustilaginomycetes; Ustilaginales; Ustilaginaceae
Product: putative PHO91 - similarity to Pho87p and Pho90p
Exons: 1
Coding region: 1-2805 (934 amino acids)
Biological process (GO): monoatomic anion transmembrane transport; phosphate ion transport; polyphosphate metabolic process
Cellular component (GO): membrane
Molecular function (GO): phosphate transmembrane transporter activity
Source: RefSeq, a predicted model, not a curated record